UCGGAGACUAAUCUCUUUGAUUGCUUUAAGAAGAAUAAGAAACCGGCGAAGACUGCCGUCCAGAACAUGAGUCUACUGCUAGAAUCGGGUCAUAUAUUCGGACUCCUGGGACCCAACGGUGCCGGGAAGACGACGACAAUGAAGAUAAUGAUUUGCGAAGAGAUACAAACCGCCGGAAACUUUAUGAUCAGUGGCCACAAAGUGAAAGCUUCCGACUCGGAUGUGUUCAAAUUGAUUGGCUAUUGUCCGCAACACGACGCCCUCUGGAAGGAGAUCACCGUCAAAGAGCACAUGAGUCUGAUCGCAGCUAUUCGUGGUAUUCCCGACGAUCGGAUCCAAAGGAUUUGCGAGAAUUAUAUCGAAAACAUGAGAAUUACUGAACACAAGGAUAAGAAGAGUCAAGAGUUGUCCGGAGGAACCAAACGGAAA
This is a messenger RNA of Oppiella nova, 429 nucleotides long. NCBI's taxonomy places the organism in Eukaryota, Metazoa, Arthropoda, Arachnida, Sarcoptiformes, Oppiidae. The record is from the annotation of a GenBank genome assembly.